CCAAGGACAGCAUCACACUAUGAUUUACCAAUUUCUUUUCCUCUUUUAUUGUUAACAUACCUAGGUUCCUGCCUGGAGGAUUUGGUGAUCCCCUGCUACUAGACACGGAAGCCUGUUAAGCGAAAGCUUCUUCUAUUCCGUCCACAACCAUUUGAACCCUUUGACUCUGAUGUCUAAUGUGAAAGUUAGCGCGCUUUGUGGAGUUUGCGUUGCGACAAGUUAUUGAUGGUCGAGAAUGGAUGGAAUUAGGGUUCAUUGCAGUCGGUCAAAUACAUCAACUUGAACGGGCACUGGUGACGGCGCAGGACGGAAUCAUACACUCCGCAUUUGUCUCAACCGUGUACAAGCAUGUUUUAAUUGGUGCUGCACUCGAUCGCUUUUUUCAUGCAUCACUAGUCUUUCAAAAUUGAAAAGACGGAAUAAUGAAUAAUCCAAGUGGAGGAAAGGACUCUAGUCUUGUACAAUGCAUUUUAAAAGAGUUGGCUGAAGAACUCUCACCAUAUGGUUUUGAUAUAUCCCCAUUUUUAUCUGGUUGGUAUGAUGCUAAUAUCAGUUCAAAGGUCCGGCUUGGGUCUGAUCUAGCACCUUAUGAAGACUGUUUAUGCAUUUGUUUGAUAAGCAGUCCACAAAUGUUUGAAAAGACAUUUAUACCAACUGUUUUUGAUUGGUGUAAAGAGUCAGGAAUAGAAUCACUGGAUAAUGUUUUAAAAUGUUUGAAAACUCGGUUUUGUGGAUCUAGAUUUCUUCCCGGCUGUGAUGAUCCCUUCGAUUGGACUGUUUUUAUUCGAUUACAAAAGGCACUAAGUAAUUCUGUUCAAAAUUUAAAACUUAAUCUAACUCCUGACGAGUCGACAAAGUUAAAUAAUGCGGAAUGGAUACCAGAUUAUGCCAUCAGACCAGUUACUCGACUUCCCUAUGUUCAUGUGCAAACAGCUGGUCACGUAUCAGGAAUGGCUUAUUUUCAUCAACCUAGUGAUUCAAUAAAGAAAAAGGCGGUUCCUAUAGUGGAGUCAGUUUGCAUCCAUAUUACGGCGGUUGGUUCGGGUUUAGGUAAGUAGUCUAUUUAUGUAAAUAAAACAAUGUAGAUAUAAUUUAGCUUUGUUUACUAACGUCAUUUGUUCUAGAAUUCUAAUUUUUAUUGUAUUGUGAAUUUAACCUCUAUUUCCACACGACAAAACAAGGUAUAGGUAGCCCUGUUAAUUCUAAUCCAUUGCAUUAAUUUACCAAUCAGACCAUAUUGUUUUGUAAAGACAAAGAUCAGUAAAUCCCAAAUUGGUUCAUACGCAUUUAAAAAUGGUUAAAUCAGUCAAUUGAUGCUAUGAGACCUACACUUUUUUCUUAUUUCCACGUCAUUAAUACUUACUAGUGUACAGUUGUGACUUUAGAUAUCUAUCCAUGUUUGUUAUUUUUAUUAGUUAAAGAAGUCAUUGCUUUUAAAAAAUGUUACUAUUACUUAGCGGACCAAACCAAUGCAAAGCCCACAGUUCCAAUAAGUGUAUCAGGGGUUUAAACCAUGCUAUCCCAGUUGAGACAAUAUUUAUGACCGUUCAUACAGGUUUGUUUCAUAGCCUAGUACACAUAUCUACACGUAAUGUUUUCAUGUUAAAGUGAUAUACUUAGGACUGUACACUGUUUAAUAUAUUAUGGUCUAUUAAGAGUGCAAGUCUUUCGAAAACUGAAAUUAUAAAUACAUAAUGCUCUUUUCCUUCUCAGAGGUAUUUAUAUCUUCCCCAACUUACGAUAUCCAACUUUACCAAGACAAAAUCCAUUAUCUCCUAUCUAUUCCGAGAAUGAACAAUUGCCGGACGAAUUAUUAGAACAUGUAUUGCAUGAAUAUAAUUGUUGUUGGAAUGAAAAUAAAUGGAGAGAUUAUAAGUUACCAGAUACAAUUGAUCACCGUUAUUCAUCAAAUGCUUUAGCUUAUUUUUCAACGCCACCAUCAGAACGCGUACAAUUUGUUCGAAAUUGGUUUGCACGUUAUAAAAAUAUUGAUCAAUAACAAUAACCAAAUCCAUACACAAUUUGACUACCUUAAUUGUAAUUCAAACGAAAGACAUUGUAUUUUAGACAAUAUCGGGAGAGUUGACACUAAUGUAGCUUGGUGAAAAGUGUUUCCAAAUGAAUUCAUCUUAAUGCAAGUUUUGCUUUGUUUAAAUGAGUAAAUUCAUAGACAGUUCGGUUUGACUGGGUUGAGGUAUUUGUUUUUAUCUUUAUGUUUUUAUCGAAUUAUUAUGCACUGUAAACUUUAUUUUGCCUUGGUUUGAUAGCAAAAUAAUAAGAAUUCUCCUACAUUUUCCACUGUAGACUUUCAUAAACAUUUUAGUUGAUUGCAUUUAUAUGAUUGUUUUUAUAUUUUCGCUGAAUUUUUCGUUAACUUGACUUGAUUUUACUUUGAUUUAUUAAUAACAAUGGUAAUAAGUAAACAUUCUUGUACAUAUUUCAAUGUAUAGUUUAUUCUGUCCAGAAAAUGGUCAAUGAAAUAUUUAGUCGUUAGCAACGUAGAACCUGGUAGAUAUUUACAUUGGUUCAAUUUGGCACACCAUAUCACCAUAGUGAAAUGAAAUUAUCAAGACAUCCUAGAGAGGUAGAGGAUUUAAAAGUAUACGUGGUAGUAAAAAUGUAGGCAUAGGCAACAUGACUCGAGAAUAAAGGAUGAAUCCCCGGGAUAAAAGGUAGAAUAUUGUUCUAAAGCUCGAUCUAAAGAGAAACAAAGAAUGAAUGCAACUGCGCCAUUAAAAUACAUAAACCUUAUGAAGGUUCCUUGGUCGAACACUACUAGUCGAGUCAGAGCAUAUGACGAACUGUCAACUGAUUUUGCAACCCCAUGUGGCUUGCGGUCAGGCUGUCCACUAUCUCCAUUUUUGUUCAACUUCAUCAUAUACCUACUGAUGGAAAUAACAUUCUCGUCGACUGAAUUUUCAGUAAUUGAUCUCUUUCCACGAGGUCCACUUAUCGACUCAGAAUACGCGGAUGGCAUAGUGCUGUUUGGUGAAAACGCUGAUAAAAUGCAGAGUCUUUCGGUAGCACUGAGUAACAAUGCCAGGAUGUUUGGGAUGUGUUUCUCCCCUUCUAAAUGCAAGUUGUUGCUUCAGGACCGGCCUGUGUCAACACCUGGACUAUAGAUAGGAAGUGAAGUAGUCAAACGUGUCGACAACUUCACUUAUCUUGGAAGUUUUUUCAACCCUAAUAGGUUGGUGUCUGACGAAAUCUCAGCACGGAUCCGAAAAGCUCGUUUGGCUUUUGCCGACGUACGUCACCUAUGGCGAAGGUGAGAUAUCCGUCUGUCAAUUAAGAGACAAGUAUACUGCGCAGCAGUUCGUUCUGUCCUACUUUACGGCUGUAAAACGUGGCCAUUGAGAGUAGAAGAUACUCGUAAGCUACUAGCAUUUGAUCACAGAUGUCUUAGAAAUAUUGCUUGUAUCUGCUGGGAUCACCGGGUAAGUGAUGGUGAGGUUAGAUGCUGGAUAUUAGAGAAUGAUGGUAAAUCAUUUGAUGAGGUUGUAAAUUUUCAUCGACUGAGAUGGUUGGGUCACGUGUCACGUAUGCCUAAACACUGAUUACCACGACUUGCAGUGCUGGAUAAUGUUGGAGACGGUUGGAAGAAAGUUGAGGCGGCCAAACCAAAAACGUGACAUCAGUCCUUGAAGUCACUAUUUUCUAGUCUUAGCCAUGUUGGUAUAUGCAGACUACUAGGUUGGGUUCCGCGUGACUAUCAUAACCAAUGAUUGGAGACUGUGUGACAUGGCUCAGAAUCUACCACAAUGGUGUAGGUGCUUACACACAUUGUCUUUCAUUAAACUGGGAUAUUAAAAUUGCUUUGUACCUUUCUUUAUACGAACUAAUUCUUUCUUCUUGUGUUAUGUCCUUAUACACAGUCUUUCUUUCAUGUGUUAAUACCACUCAAGUGACUGCUUCUAUGAAUUUGGUGUCCAUCUUGUUGUGCUAAUGAUGUUGGCAACUUUGACCGAUGCAUAUAUGUGCCUGGUCCUACAUUGCAGCUGACUGAAUAGUCAAUGGCUUCAUGAACUAAUGCCUUAGUUGGUUUGAAUUUCAGUAAUUACUCAGUGACCAGCCACUUGUAAAUAGUGGGUGAUCGCCACCAUUGAUCAACAUCUUAAAUAUAUUCUGGUCAUACGAAAUUGAUUCUGCCUCUUAAUUGUUUAUUUAACUUAAAUUAU
Messenger RNA from Schistosoma haematobium, 4178 nucleotides. RefSeq lists its product as uncharacterized. Gene Ontology annotation, molecular function: demethylase activity; cyanocobalamin reductase (cyanide-eliminating) (NADP+) activity; FAD binding. The transcript is spliced from 3 exons. NCBI's taxonomy places the organism in Eukaryota, Metazoa, Platyhelminthes, Trematoda, Strigeidida, Schistosomatidae. The record is from RefSeq and is a predicted model, not a curated record. Bases 423 to 1058 code for a protein of 211 amino acids. Gene Ontology annotation, cellular component: cytoplasm. Gene Ontology annotation, biological process: cobalamin metabolic process.